This is a messenger RNA of Centruroides sculpturatus (bark scorpion), 2214 nucleotides long. Its product is annotated as WD repeat-containing protein 60-like. Gene Ontology annotation, molecular function: dynein light chain binding; dynein heavy chain binding. Bases 130 to 2214 code for a protein of 694 amino acids. Gene Ontology annotation, cellular component: cytoplasmic dynein complex. Gene Ontology annotation, biological process: intraciliary transport. The transcript is spliced from 18 exons. NCBI's taxonomy places the organism in Eukaryota, Metazoa, Arthropoda, Arachnida, Scorpiones, Buthidae. The record is from RefSeq and is a predicted model, not a curated record.
AUGGCGCUACAGGUGAUAAAAUGUCUUUCAAAAUGUAAAUAAUGAAUAUAUAUUUUAUUUUGACUAAUCAGAAAAUGAGAAAUAUUUUGAACCUAAAUUUUCUUACGAUAUUUAUAAACAGACCGUAACAUGCCUACUGAAAAGAUCAAAAUCACAUCUAGAGAAAAUAGAACAAGAAGAGAAGAUUCAAAAUCCAGAGAGAAAGAUGGAAGAUCCAGUAAAAGAUCGUCGUCCACUGUUAAGAGUCUUGAAGAUGGGAAACAUAAAUCCGAUAAGUACAGAGGCGACGGCGUGGACGGACGUGCGGCUACUAAAAGAAGAGACGAUUCGAAAAGCAGAAGUUCCGUUCCUCGUCAGAGAGUGGACGAUUCCGUGGCCGGAUCGAGGUCUUCCCGAAGGUCUGAUGCCACGUCUCGUUCGGAGACGUCGAAGAGAUCCGAUCGGAUGCGGUCGACCGAGAGGAGUUAUAAGAGUACGAGUAAUAAAUAUGGUGAUGGAGCUAAUAAGAGUGAAGAAAGGCAUAAAUCGCAAAGACGUGGUUUGGAAAAACGACAGACUGACUCCGGAGCAAAAAAUAUACGUAAUAAUUUGGAUGAUACGUCGAGAAAAUUUUCUCGUAAUUUGAAAGAAGAUGGCCAGAAGAGAAAAAAUGAAGUACACAGAAGAAACAGCACAACAAAAGACACACGUUUGAAAAAUGAAGUAAAGAUAUUAAAAGAGAAAGUGCAGAAAAGACAUGCAUUAAAUGACUAUGAGGAAAUUCCGUCCACAUCAAAGCAGUCAUCUUAUCUGUCUCCAAAAACUGUUAAAGAAAAUAAAUUACAGAACACUUUAAAGGAAAAUUCUGAUGGAAGUGAUUAUAAUUAUGAAGAUGAUUUUGAAGAUUAUGAAUCAGAUUUUGAAGAGGAUGACGAUGAUGAUGAUGAUGACAAUGAUGAUAAUGAGAUAGAAAGUGAAAAAAUAAAUUCAGACAUUGAUGAUGAUAAAAUUAAUAAUGAUAAAACUGAAACGGUGAUAGAAGAAAGUGAACAUAAAAAUAAUUUGAAAACUGAAGAAGAUAAUCCAUUUAACUAUUUGAAGAGGAGUAAAAGUAGUAGGUAUUAUGAAGAGCAGCCAUAUGGAAAUGAUUGGGAAGUUCCAAAAAAAGUAAACCAGCUUCAGAAUUAUACACGAACAUUCAUCAAUUUUAAAACUGUUCAAAAACAACAAGAAAGGAAAAAAGCUUCAAAUAAAUUAAGAAAGCGAGGAACUGAACUAUUAGAAAUCAUUACUCUUGAUCAAAUGACAUUCGAUCUCUUUGAAUUACCUCCAGUAAAGUAUGAUGUUUAUAUACGUCGUUUUGGCAGAUCCAAUACAAAACAAGUAUUUGUUCAAACUGAAUAUGGUCAUGAUGAAGAAAUUCAAACUGAUGAGAUAAAUUCAAGAGAAAAAUGGACACAAAUUCCACCUAAUGAUCAACAUGGUUUUGGAGGUGAUUUAGAAGAAGAAAACUCUAAAAAUGUUACUUGGAAUUCCAGGUUGAAAACUGAUGCUAUUUAUUUAAAUAAAUUUGUCCAGAAUGUUGGUCAAAUGAUCUUACAUGUCUUAGAAGAAGAAUUAGCAGAUGUUAAUCUACAAAAACUCUCAGAAAAUUAUACAAAUAUUAAUUUUAGUCAAGGAUUUAUACAGACUGGUUCAUUAUCUCUUUUGGCAGAAAGUCCAAUAACUUAUCUCAGUUUUUCAAAUAUAAAAACCAAUUUUUUACUCUCAGUGCAUUCAACUUCUAUUAAUCAGAUACCAAAUUCUGUCUUAAAUGAAAAAGGUAUUAUAUGUAUUUGGAAUAUUAAUCAGCCAUUAAAACCAGAAAGAAUAUUAACAUCUAAUGGUCAACCAAGCUGUUGUUGUUUUGGUCCAGAAAACAUUGAUAUUGUUAUUGCAGGAAUGAUAGAUGGAUCUAUUGCUCUGUGGGAUUUACAAGAAGAAGCAUCAUCGCAUCCUCAAAUUGUUCUAGAUGAGAAAGAAUGGUCAAUAAGAACACCUACUUAUAACACAGAAUCAGAGUGCCGAGCAACCAAGAAAACUGGGAAAACCUGGAUAUGUCAGGGAAAUUGGCAGUCAUCUUAUCUGUCUCCAAAAACUGUUAAAGAAAAUAAAUUACAGAACACUUUAAAGGAAAAUUCUGAUGGAAGUGAUUAUAAUUAUGAAGAUGAUUUUGAAGUAAUAUAUCCAUUUUAA